Messenger RNA from Heterocephalus glaber (naked mole-rat), 1165 nucleotides. It is a transcript of the gene Ppic, whose product is annotated as peptidylprolyl isomerase C. Gene Ontology annotation, biological process: protein peptidyl-prolyl isomerization; protein folding. NCBI's taxonomy places the organism in Eukaryota, Metazoa, Chordata, Mammalia, Rodentia, Bathyergidae. Gene Ontology annotation, cellular component: cytoplasm; intracellular membrane-bounded organelle. The record is from RefSeq and is a predicted model, not a curated record. Gene Ontology annotation, molecular function: cyclosporin A binding; peptidyl-prolyl cis-trans isomerase activity.
AUGGGCCCCCGGCGACUCCCGCUCGCGCUCUGCCUGGGACUUUGCGUGCUCGCGGCGGCUUCGGGGAGCUCGGGCGUCCGCAGGCGAGGCCCUUCGGUGACAGCCAAGGUCUUCUUUGAUGUGAAGAUCGGAGAGAAGGAUGUGGGCAGAAUUGUGAUUGGUCUCUUUGGAAAAGUUGUACCCAGGACUGUGGAAAAUUUUGUUGCUCUGGCAACAGGAGAGAAAGGCUAUGGAUACAAAGGAAGCACCUUCCAUCGUGUCAUCAAGGAUUUCAUGAUUCAAGGAGGGGACUUUACUGCUGGAGACGGCACUGGCGGCGUGAGCAUCUAUGGUGAGACGUUUCCUGAUGAGAACUUCAAGCUGAAGCACUACGGCAUUGGGUGGGUCAGCAUGGCCAAUGCUGGGCCCGACACCAAUGGCUCCCAGUUCUUCAUUACCUUGACCAAGCCUACCUGGUUGGAUGGCAAACAUGUGGUAUUUGGGAAAGUCCUCGAUGGGAUGACUGUGGUACACAGCAUAGAGCUCCAAGCAACCGAUGGGCACGAUCGGCCGCUCACCAACUGCUCCAUCGUCAACAGCGGCAAGAUAGAUGUGAAAACACCCUUUGUGGUGGAGGUUGCUGACUGGUGACACAGCUGGAAACCAGAAGCACGGUCCGCAGGGUCUUGUCCAUGUAUGUCUUUGUAUGUGUGUGGGGGUGUAGGGCACACAUGUGCCUGCCUGCCUGUCUUUUAAUUCUUCAGUUACUUUUUUUUAGCUUUCUUUUAAUUUAUCAUCAAGUUCACAAGAGAUUUAAAAAUCUACUGCUCAAAAUUUAGUUUGCAUGAAUUUUGGUAAAUUGCCUGUUUAGGGACUUUGGACUGAAAAAAGACAUAUCCCUUCUACCAUUGGUGCUAUUUUUAAAUUAGAAAAUUUUGUACUGACUACUUACUUUUAAGAACACGAUCAUUUAUUUGUUUUUGCUAAGUUUGUUGUUAUUCCAUGUGGGGUAAUGCUAAAGAUUUUUUUUUAAAGAUUAGGACAUGAAGUUUAUUGUUUUGUAUUCAAACAGUUCUUUUCAGGUAAAAGGAGAUUGGAUUUGUUUAAUCUGAUGUAUGUCAUAGAUAUUUUUCCUGAUAAAAGGUACUUUGAUCCUCUCUACAAUAAAUACUUUUUAAGUGAAGCA